AUGGCGACAGCAAGAGCCUUGCCGGCAGCGGAUGCCCGGAGGAUCUUCAGCCACUUCUGCCGCCACGUGAUGGGCUUGGCCGCGGAAUUCGCGAGGUAUUCAAAGUUCACGCUGGACCAGUACGUGGAGGGCGAUUACACCACUGUCUACUUCCACUACGGGCUGGACAGCCAGAACAAGCCGUCCCUGGGCUGGCUCCGGAGCACCUACAAAGAGUUUGACAGGAGUUUGGAAAAAAAAGUCACCUAUUUCAACUAUUUGAGUGAGCUCCGUGUACACCUCAGAAACGACCAGCUGAUCAUUCCCCCGGAGGUUCUGCAAUACGCCGAGGAGCUUCAGAACCUGCGCCUGGGCAGGCUGCCCCCUCCCACAAAGACGGCCCUGCCGCGGCCCCCUCUGCCUAGCCAGCAGUUUGGCGUCAGUCUGCGAUAUGCGGCCACGUGCUUUGCUCGGGCCGAGGACGAGGGAGUGGCCGCAGGGCGUGUCACCUCCUGGAGGGAGCUUCAGGGGCCAGUUCACGGUGUGGAGAGCAGCCCGUGGGUGACCCGCUUGAUCCUGCAGAGCCUUCCAGAACACAGCCACGCCGUCCUCAGCUACCUCGUAGGCUUCCUGCUCGAGGUGUCCCGGGAGAGUAUUUUUAACAAAAUGGGCAGCUCCAACCUGGCCUGCGUCUUGGGGCUGCAUCUGAUGUGGCCGUCCCAGGGGGCAUCCCCGCUGAGUGCUCUCGUGUCCCUCAGUCUGUUCACUGAACUGCUGAUCGAGUUCUAUGGAAAGGUCUUCAGCGGUCUGGAGGUGCGCGGGGCCCAGGCCGGCGAGCAGGGCAGCCCUGCGCCGGGGGCUCUGGAGACAGACCCGCCACGGGCCUCGCCAGGCCCCCCAUGCCUCAGCGUCCCCUGA
Kogia breviceps (pygmy sperm whale) is the source of this 897-nucleotide messenger RNA. Lineage: Eukaryota; Metazoa; Chordata; Mammalia; Artiodactyla; Physeteridae. The record is from RefSeq and is a predicted model, not a curated record.